UGCUGUUAUUGUUGUUGUUGCUGCUGCUGCUGCUGCACUCCAUUGGCUCCCACCGCACUGUAAAUCCGCGUCUGCCUCGCGCGGCUCCUCACGCCUCCACUGUACCGGGCGGCGCUUCGAGCAACUUUUAGUUUUUGUUCAUUUCCCACGGCAAAACAACAACAACGACACAGAUUGCGUUGUUGUUGUUUUUCUUCUUCUUCUGCAAGGUGGUGGUGUUGUUGUAGUAGUUGUUGUAAACGCGACUGAUGGACGUCGAUACGUCUGGAGGCGUCUCCACAGCGGCCGUGGAUGCAGAGGAGGCGACCUCGAACACCUGCUGCCAUCAUCAAUAGCUUCCUCCUCCUCCCCCCCUUCCACCGAGGAUCUCGCCUCUCCGAGCCGGUGUGGACAGCAAGAGCCGUGAGCGAGGGGGACCGUUCUCCGGAUCCCUCGCCUCCGAAAUUCCACUGCCGGAAACUUCGGCCUGCUCCUAUCGACAAGAUCGCAUCGGCACUCCAUGCUCCAACACCUCCAACGCCGCCACCCUCAUUCAAACGUGGUUCCGUGGGAAAGCGAAUUCCUCCACCUCCGCUGCUACUGACUCUCCACUGAAGAGGCGAGGAUGCCCAGGAGGCGCGUGUUGACGUUGGUCGUGAUUGCCGCCGCCCUCUUGUUUUACUUCUUCAAGUUCCUGCACGUGCGCCUGCACGUCGGCGGUGCCCGGGCGCUGGGCGUGGGCGGCCUCGGCGCGCCGCGCGCGCAGCCGCCGCUCAACGCGACGUGGUGGGGCGCCCCCGUCGUGUGGAGCGCCGGCGGCGGCGGCGCCGCCGUCUCGCGCGGGGACGACGACGACGACGUCGUCGCGUCCGUGGGCCUCGUCGCCUUCGCCGUGGGCGGCUACGUCGAGCACCUGAGCCACUUCCUGGAGUCGGCCGAGCGCUUCUUCAUGCGCGGCCACGCCAUCACCUACUACGUCCUCACCGACAACGCGCGGGCCGUGCCCGCCUUCGUGCCGGCCCCCGGGCGGCGCCUCAAGGCCCUGUUCGUGGCCGAGCGGCCCGAGGGGCGGCACCUGCGGCGCGCCCGCAUGUCGCUGCUGGCCGGCGUCGUGCAGGAGCUCGUCGCGGGCGAGGAGCGCUUCGUCUUCUGCGCCGACGUGGACCUGGUCUUCGUGGACGAGGUCGGGCCGGAGGUGCUCGGGAGCCUGGUGGCCACGCUGCACCCGGGGUUCUUCACGAAGCCGAGGAGGCUCUUCCCGUACGAGAGGAGGUCGGCCUCGGCGGCGCGCGUGGGCCGCCACGAGGGAGACUUCUACUUCACCUCCGAGCUGUUCGGCGGCCGCUGCAGGGACGUGUUCGCCUUGGCACAGGCGUGCGCGGCGAGCAUCGCUCACGACUCCCUGAGCGACCUGGACGCUCGGCACUUGGACGAGAGCCACCUCAACAAGUACCUUGUCCUCAACAAGCCGACCAAGAUCCUCUCCCCGGAAUACUGCUGGCCCAUCGGCAGGGAGAGGUCGUCGGAGAUGCCGAUGAAAAGGAUUCUCUCCCUGCGGAUAGAUUCUCCCCCCACCGUCUCCGCAAUUGACAUUGAUUGAUUGUUUUAUAGUCUCUCACCGCUUCACGCAAUAACGCAUGACCACUUGCGUCGCUGUUCACUUACGUUAGACGAAUGAAAAUAGCUUCGACUUUUGGCUGCUUUUGUAAGUGUACUUAUUUUAAUUGUGGCGAUUUGAGCGGCGUUCCCCACGUAUGGCUUUGCAGCUUUAAAGGGCGACUCUUUUUCAGUCGCCGUUAGCUGUCGACAAAACCCAAAUGUUAAAGCGGCGCGCUAAAGCGGUACGAGUUGAACCAGUACUUCUCACUCGAGCUGAAAUGUGCUCUCGAAAGUUACAUUUGCUUUUGCACGGCGGCGACUUUGACCGGGGUAAAGCCAGGUUUUGUAAAACAAUGGCACGGAAGGGGGAGCGCCUCUUGUUUGCGCUCCAAACAAUGCGUCUACCGCGUUAACCCCGAGCAGAGAUACAGCCCUCAGAAGUCUCUCUCGGGGGGUUUUAAAAUCGUGGGUUUUUUGCGUUAUCAUAGAAAGGUCAAAGAUAACACGCUUUGCUGCGCAAAUCCAAAUGUCUGGAGCAAUAAGCACAACAGCUGUGCCUUUUUAGCUAAGAAACAGAGGGGGGGGGGGGGUGCCCCAGUGGAGUGAAGCUUACUCGAGAACUGAGAUUAGAAUACUGAGGUCGCCGGGUUCAACUCCAUCUCCCGGCUCGGCGGUGAAAACCAAGGGGCGAGUUUCUUAAGUCCCCCCAUCUCCUCUGUCGCCCCAGCAGUAUAAGCGGUUUCUCCAAAGUCGAUCGGCAGCUUUCAUGUGGUGGGGUAAAGUGUGGGUACUCACACCUCUUUAAAAAAAUGUCUGAUCAGCGUGGAAGAGGAGACCCAACCCCCCGCCCCCAGAGCUCCCGUUCCGUCCCAACAGUGGCGUAAAGCGAGGAAUUGCGGGGCUGUGCCUUUAAAUGAGAGACGAGGGCAAACGUACCACGUGACCAGUGACGUGGGCGGCCGUGCCGUUUUUGUACGUUGGCGUGCGCACGGCGCCAGUCGGUGAAAUUCACAACUAAAACUCCACGGGAAACGGUUACCGGAGCUGGUAACCGAUAAUGAGAACGGUUACCGGUUCAGCGGUUGUCAUUUACCAGCCCUAGUCUCUUUCCGUUAUGAUCCUGAGAAAGAAAUAUUUACAAUAUAUAUUUGCAGCACGCUAUUGGAAUGCAAAUUUGUGGAAAUAUUAAAAAAAUGCAUUUAUGGCACAGCGUGAUCCAUGUAUAGAUACCCCACUGAUUCUCAACAGCUGAUUGAAUGCUGUGAAAGGAAAGUGAUGGCUCUCGCGUUGUACAUAGGAGAGCAUUGAUAGAUUUAAUAAGUCGUAUUGACAUCGACGGGAGGCGUGUAGAGGAUUUGAAAUAAAAUGUUGUUUUCCCUGUGCAGUAACUUAUCCCGGUCACGUUGGUGGGGUAUCUAUAAAUGGAUCGUCUUGUAUAAUCUCAUGAAUAUUUUUGUUCCGGUGUCAACCGACCUUCGUUUGCCUCCCCACAGACCUCACUCAGGCAUUCCAACUCAGGCCACCGGCCCUGUUUUUUUUUCCCAGGUCCGUUGUCUUGUUGAUGUAGUUUCCCAGGAAAAAUCUUUAACCUGGGUCUUAAUUUCUCACGCAUUAUAUUCCAGAAAGCUCUGCUAGGCUUGCUUGGAGUCGAGACUAUUGGCAUAAGGCAUUACAACUCGAGAACAAGGUACACCUAUCCAUAAUAAUCCUAUAUGACUGUACCCUAUAUUCCUAUAAUCCUUUGAACAGGUUUAUUAAAACUGACAUGAAAAUAUGGAAACAUGGAUGUGACAUGUCAUUUAAUUCCCAGAACGGUGUUGCGAACUUUUACAGUUGAAAUUAAUCAUAAGUCUUGCAGCGACAUGACAAGUGCUGGGUUUUUUUUAAUCAUUUGCAUGAUGAUGUAUGUACUGUAUAUAUAUUUUUUGCAUAAAAAUAUUUCACCUGGAAAAUCUCCCUUGAUGAUGAAACAUCU
Petromyzon marinus (sea lamprey) is the source of this 3553-nucleotide messenger RNA. The record is from RefSeq and is a predicted model, not a curated record. NCBI's taxonomy places the organism in Eukaryota, Metazoa, Chordata, Hyperoartia, Petromyzontiformes, Petromyzontidae.